AAAACACAACCCCUAACUUCAAAUUCCCAAAUUUCUUCUUCUCAUUUCACUGUUUCCCGGCAAAACCCUCCCUUCUUCUUCAAGCUUUGGUGGUGGAAAUGAAGAAAUCAGCAUUACCACUGAAAAGUAAUUGUGGACCUCAGAAGAAUGUGAUGGGGAAGGAAGCUUUAGUUAAACUUUUGAGAUGGCACUUUGGACAUUCUGAUUUCAGGGGGAAGCAAUUGGAAGCUAUUGAAGCUGUUUUAUCAGGAAGGGAUUGCUUUUGUCUCAUGCCAACUGGUGGAGGGAAGUCCAUGUGCUAUCAGAUCCCUGCUUUGACAAAACCAGGAAUUGUGCUUGUUGUUAGUCCUUUGAUAGCUCUCAUGGAAAAUCAAGUUUCAGCAUUGAAAGAAAAAAGGAUUCCUGCUGAAUUUCUUUCGUCAACCCAGACAGUUCAAGUGAAAAAUAAGAUAUACGAGGACCUCGAAUCUGGGAAGCCAGCUGUAAGGUUACUGUACGUGACACCAGAACUAAUUGCAACAUCUGGAUUUAUGUCAAAACUGACAAAGAUUCAUUCCAGAGGAUUGUUGAAUCUAAUUGCCAUUGAUGAGGCGCAUUGCAUCUCUUCAUGGGGCCAUGACUUCCGGCCUAGCUAUCGGAAUCUUUCUUCGCUGAGAAGUCAUUUCCCAAAUGUACCAGUAUUGGCUUUGACAGCAACUGCUGUCCCUAAAGUUCAGAAAGAUGUCAUAGAAUCAUUGAAUUUGCAAAGCCCUCUAGUCCUGAAAUCAUCGUUCAACCGGCCAAAUAUCUAUUAUGAAGUUCGCUAUAAAGACCUUUUGGAUGAUCCAUAUGCUGACGUGUGUAAAUUACUAAAAUCUUGUGGAAAUGUGUGCGCUAUUAUUUACUGCCUGGAGCGUACUAUGUGUGAUGAUCUUGCGAUCCAUCUAACUAGCAGCGGCAUUUCUUGUGCUGCAUAUCAUGCUGGGCUGAACAAUAAAAUGCGGAGCUCUGUCUUGGAUGACUGGAUUUCUUCAAAAACACAAGUGGUUGUUGCAACUGUAGCUUUUGGGAUGGGUAUAGAUAGAAAGGAUGUCAGAGUGGUCUGUCACUUCAAUAUUCCCAAAUCAAUGGAAGGCUUCUAUCAAGAGUCAGGCAGAGCUGGACGUGAUCAGUUGCCUUCCAGAAGUGUACUGUAUUAUGGAGUGGACGACCGCAGGAGAAUGGAGUUUAUUUUAAGGAAUACUAAAAGGAAUAAGGAUGAGUUCUCAAGCUUGCAAGAUAAAUCCUCUAAGAAGUCCCUGGAUGACUUCAGCCAGAUGGUUGAGUAUUGUGAAGGGUCUGGUUGUCGUAGGAAAAUGAUACUUGAGAGCUUUGGAGAGAUGGUACCUGCUUCUUUAUGUGAAAAAUCAUGUGAUGUGUGCAAGCAUCCUAAUCUAGUUACAAGUUACUUGGAGCAACUUAAAACUGCAACUGCUUUCCGGCAGCGAACUGGAUCUUCAAGAAUAUAUAUGACCAGUGGUUCGAGUAUCAAUGCGGAGGAACAAUCGUCAGAAUUCUGGAACCGUGAUGAUGAAGCAAGUGGAUCAGAAGAAGAUAUAUCUGAAUCUGACGAUGCUCUGGAUGCUGCAAAGAAUGUCGCUUCAUCGAAAACAUCCGCAAAACUCAGGCUGCAAGAUAAAAUGGAUUUGCUGCAGCGUGCAGAAGAGAAUUAUUAUCAGAACAAAAGGCAUGACAAGCAGGUCAAUAAACUUGACAAGAAUGCCAUACCUGAAACACUCAGGGAAGCAGGCAAGCAGAGAUUGCUGAAUGCAAUAAAGAAAAACCAGCAAAUGAUCAGCGAUUCAAGGAUUGACAUUGAUAUAUCUGUAGUUUUCCUUGAAAAUGAAUGUUAUAAGAAGUAUGGCAAAAGUGGAAAGUCUUUCUAUUUAUCACAAAUGGCAAGUACAGCUGGGUGGCUUUCUACAGCGGGUCCAAUGGAAUUAGUGAAUAAGCUCAGCAGUUCUAAUCCUGCUUCUCCUGAGAAUGUAACAUCCAUAUCCAACUGCACUCCAGAAUCAUCAAAUCUUUCGGUGCCAAUACCUGCAAAGGUUAAUGAUGAGAAAGUUGAUAACGCUGGAUCACAAGAUCCAAUAAGGUCACCAGCCUCACCCCUACACGAAUCCACAAGUGCAAAGUUACCACCCAUCCUGUCUUUCUCGCAGUUUAUCAACAGCGGAAAGGCAAAGGAAAACCUUGCAUCUGCAUCAAAGAGGCAAUCACCAGAUAGAGGUAAGAAGAAUCUAGAGAAGAGGAUGAGAUUUCAAUAGGCUUCUGAUUCUUCAGAAAUCCUACUGCAAAUAUUUGGCAAAGCAAGUCCCUGUAUAUUAGCACAUUUUUACUGAAUACCAGUGGGUAGUCAUAAUUAGUUGUAAGUUCUUCUGUUCAUUCUUUUAUUUAACUUGUAUCUUACUUGAGCAUGCUUGCAAAUUAGGGUAUGCAAUGAAUGCUCUGUGCUUAUGAAUUUUGGUUCUUCUCUUGA
This is a messenger RNA of Lycium ferocissimum, 2497 nucleotides long. Its product is annotated as ATP-dependent DNA helicase Q-like 3. Gene Ontology annotation, molecular function: 3'-5' DNA helicase activity; ATP binding; nucleic acid binding. The transcript has 20 exons. Gene Ontology annotation, cellular component: chromosome; cytoplasm. The record is from RefSeq and is a predicted model, not a curated record. Gene Ontology annotation, biological process: double-strand break repair via homologous recombination. The coding region runs from base 99 to 2285 and encodes 728 amino acids. Lineage: Eukaryota; Viridiplantae; Streptophyta; Magnoliopsida; Solanales; Solanaceae.